Desarmillaria tabescens is the source of this 1725-nucleotide messenger RNA. RefSeq names its product DNA photolyase, FAD-binding/Cryptochrome. NCBI's taxonomy places the organism in Eukaryota, Fungi, Basidiomycota, Agaricomycetes, Agaricales, Physalacriaceae. Gene Ontology annotation, biological process: circadian regulation of gene expression; entrainment of circadian clock by photoperiod. The record is from RefSeq and is a predicted model, not a curated record. Gene Ontology annotation, molecular function: DNA binding; deoxyribodipyrimidine photo-lyase activity; FAD binding. The transcript is spliced from 9 exons. Gene Ontology annotation, cellular component: cytoplasm; nucleus. The coding region runs from base 1 to 1725 and encodes 574 amino acids.
AUGGAAAAACGUGCGCGCUCAUUCAGUACUUCGCCAUCUUCCGGCGUAAAGAAAACUCGCACUACGGGACCAUCUUCUACAUUCAAUCCCAACAAGAUUGCAACACACCAAGCAGCCGCAGCCGUUGACGCAAAUCCGCCUUUAUCAAUCCUUCUCAAGACAGUCGAGGAUGGUCUCAAGAAUCCUGCCAAGGGAAAAUCUAUCGUGUACUGGAUGAGAAUGGGAGACUUGAGAAUCCAUGAUAACAGGGCUUUGUCGCUUGCUUCUGCUCAAGCUCAGAAAGAUAAUAUUCCUUUAAUCGUAUUAUUCAUUCUCAGUCCUCAAGAUUACAAAUCGUUGGCGGAUUUGCAUAUUCCUUUGCAUAUCCUCACCGAAAAAGUGCGGCAAUUGGUUCCCGCCAAGCUCGUCUCUCUUCUGUCUUCUUUGGAAUGCACUACAAUCUACGCCAACAUGGAAUACGAAGUCGAUGAAAUCCGGCGUGAUGUCAAGGUUUGCUCUUUGGCCAAGCAGGAUGGAAUCGACGUCACUUUCGUCCAUGACAAAUGUAUUGUAGAUCCCGGCGUCAUCGUUUCCGGUGAAAACAAGCCUUACGUGGUCUAUUCGGCGUAUCAACGGAGGUGGUUAGUAAAGUUAAACGACAAUCUUCCCUAUUAUCUUGAAGACUGUGCUCCACCGAAACCCAACUCUGAAUCAAUUCGGAACAGCGAGUAUUCGAACUUGUUCGAUAGCCCAAUGCCAAUUUUUGUGGAAGGAUUUCAGUUAGAUGAACCCACGAAAAAGAAAAUGGCACUCGUAUGGCCAGCAGGCGAAGAGAAAGCACUUUUAAUGUUGGAACGGUUCUUACACACCAAAGCGCGCACUUCUCAAAUGGGAUUUGUAGACCCCCUUGCUUCUGGUGCGGAAGAGUCUAAACCAUCCAGUCGCAUCGUCAAGUACGAUACGCGUCGCGAUGUGGUGGAUAGUGAUACCACAAGUCGUCUCAGUCCUUAUCUGUCAGCAGGAGUGAUUUCUGCACGCACAUGUGUUCGUGCUUCUAUGAAGCUGCUUGGGGUCAAGAAAGUCGAUGGAGGAAAGACGACGGGGGUUGGUAGAUGGGUGCAAGAAUUGGCGUGGCGCGAUUUCUAUAUCAACCUGGUCGUCGCCUUCCCAAGGGUCAGUAUGGGCAGACCAUGGCUAGAAAAAUACGCUGCCGUCGUUUGGGAGGCUCAUCAGUCUCCGGAGAAGGGGGAGCAUUCAAAAGAUUCAGAUAGUGAACUUCUGAAGGCCUGGAAGAAUGGUAUGACGGGAUAUCCUAUCGUCGACGCUACCAUGAGGUGUAUCCGAGAAAUGGGUUGGGUUCAUAACCGUCUCAGGAUGAUUACUGCUAUGUUUCUUACUAAGAACCUUAUGUUCGAUUGGAGAGUUGGGGAACGGUACUUCAUGGAAAGUCUCAUCGAUGGCGACCUUGCGUCUAACAACGGCGGUUGGCAGUGGUGCGCUAGUACAGGAGUGGAUCCUUGCCCUUAUUUCCGGAUAUUCAACCCGUACAAUCAGAGUGUCAAGGCUGACCCGAAGGGCGAAUUUAUCAGACAUUUUGUUCCUGAGUUAGCAUCAAUCAAGACUUCCGAGAUACACAAUCCGUCUCCCAAGACUGCCCGAGCUUUAGGGUAUCCCUUACCGAUUGUUGACUACAAAGAGACGAGAGAAAGGGCUUUGAGGAGGUUCAAGACUCCUGGGGAGAUGUGA